Abrus precatorius (Indian licorice) is the source of this 2593-nucleotide messenger RNA. Its product is annotated as deubiquitinase OTUD6B. Gene Ontology annotation, molecular function: cysteine-type deubiquitinase activity. Gene Ontology annotation, biological process: protein deubiquitination. The record is from RefSeq and is a predicted model, not a curated record. Bases 1249 to 2331 code for a protein of 360 amino acids. NCBI's taxonomy places the organism in Eukaryota, Viridiplantae, Streptophyta, Magnoliopsida, Fabales, Fabaceae. The transcript is spliced from 2 exons.
GUCUCCGCCCUAGGUAAUAGCUAGCUACGUAAGCAAUUUCUCUUCCUCUUUCAAUUCACUUUUACACUAAACUAGUUUUUUCUUCUUCUUCUUCUUCUUUUCUAUUACUCUAUUUAUUUUAUUUUUAAAUUCUACCAUGCACCGUUUCCUUUCUUUCUUAUAUCAGUAAGCAAACUCGUACUGUGCCCCAAACGUUUGCAAAUGCUGCCAUGAACUACCCUUUUUCGAAAAUUGACCUAAGUUUUAAUCUGUUACGCACUCUUGAUGUAUAUAAUAGCUUUGUAAUUGUAUUGUUCGGCUUUGAGGGUUUGGAAUUUACACAUCUCUCUCUCUCUUUCUAGAACUGUUGGGUUUGCAGUUUGCUCUCAUCCAUUCUACGAUUUUAUUCUAGUUUUUUUUUUUAAAUUUAAUUAUUAGUUAAUAUCUUUGAUUAUGAAACUUCAUUUUUCCAUUUUUUAUUUGUUUAUUGUUGUUAAAAAUGGUCUGUGAAAUUGAUUCUGAUUCAUGAAUCGGAUGUGAGUUUGCGUUAAUCCAGGGAUUCAUUCAUUCAUUUUGGUCAAGGGUGGGUCAUCUUUCUCACAUACACAUUGCUGGCUGUUUAUAGUUAUUGGUUUACCCAUUUUGUGCAUGUGCAUGCAAGGGGAUUUUCCCGAGUGUUGCCACGUUUUUUGUAGUUGGAAUCUCUGAUUGCAUGUUAGUAGUUUCUGAUUUGCGUUACAGUCCCCUUAUCCCUCUUGUGUUAUGAAGUUUGUAUUCUUGAAAAUCUGAAGUCUUGUGAUUAUUAUUAUCACUGAACAAGUUUGGAUUGGAAUUUGAUGUUUAAACGUGUCUAAGAUUGCCAUAAUCUGCAUGUGGCGCUGUAUUUACUGAUAUUAUCUUCUCUGAGUUCUCAGUUAAUGGUUAGCUAUCUAGUUUGGGAAUUUGUUUUAAUGGCUUCAUAACUUACACUGCACUAUCUAUGUGAUGUGAGUCAUGUUUUCACAAGUUAGAUAUUUGGAUAAGAGGAAUGACAUACAAUUUAACACACUCUUUCAAAAACAUUGUCAAUUAUUGGUUUAAAUUAAUUCAAAAUUACAAAAAUCAUGUGGCCCCGCUCAUAAUAUAAUGAUUAUCACUCAUUUUUUGUAGUUUCCUACGAAUUUCAUCCAAUAAUUGAGAUUUGAGAGCAUGUUAGAAAGAAUGUGUUCCUAGCACUCUUCUGUUUGGAUAGUUAGACUUUAACAAAUCAAUGGGAUUUUGAGGACCUCAAUGGUAUCGUUAGACGGCCACAUUAUUUUAUUUCUCGUUAUGAUGAUUGGAUUUUUAUGCUUUUUUAUUAAGAUGUUCUCAUUGAUUUUGAAAAUUAGGGUUUCUCCAAUGGAGGAUACCCCAGAAAUUGAGGCGAAGUCACAUGAAGAAGUGAUUUUGGACAAAACAGCUGAGAAGAAGCAGGAAACGCUUGAUGAAGUUCUUUCACGACACAGGAAAGAGAUAUCACAGCUGCAGAAAAAGGAAGUUGAGAUGAAAAAGGCUGCAGCUCGAGGUAGCAAGGCUGAGCAGAAAGCUAAGAAGAAGCAAGUGGAGGAAGAGGUUUCCCAACUUUCUGCUAAGCUUAAGGAGAAACAAGCCAAAGAACUGGCUGCCUUAGGCUAUAACAGUGGCAAUGGAAACGAAAAGAGCAAUUUGGACAGUUUGGUGAAGGCCAUAGCUGGAGUAUCUGUUACUAGUCAACCUGAGCAUACAAAGGUCAGCAAGGCAAAACAGAGGCGAGACAAGAAAGCUCAACAAGAAGUAGAAAGGGAGCAGAGAAUCCAAGCAGAGCAGAGUGACAUUAUAAGCGAUCGAGAAAUUGAAAAUGAGAAAUUGGAAAGGAAAUUGAAGCCUCUAGGUUUGACUGUUUGUGAAAUAAAGCCUGAUGGGCACUGCCUCUAUAGAGCUGUUGAGGAUCAGCUGGCCCUCCUCUCCGGGGGUAGUUCUCCUUAUACAUACCAAGAACUCCGAGAAAUGGUGGCCACAUACAUGAGAAAGCAUACAUCUGAUUUCCUUCCAUUUUUCCUGUCAGAGAAUUUGAUUGGAAGUGAUUCUGAUGAAUCACCUGCUCAGAAGUUUGAAAAUUAUUGUAAAGAAGUGGAGUCCACGGCAAUAUGGGGAGGACAACUAGAGCUUGGUGCCUUGACUCAUUGCCUGAAGAAGCAUAUUAUGAUAUUUUCAGGGUCCUUCCCAGAUGUGGAGAUGGGCAAAGAGUAUAAACCUGAUGAUGGCACUAGCUUGUCUAAUUCGAGUAUCAUGCUUUCUUACCAUAAGCAUGCUUUUGGGCUAGGAGAGCAUUAUAAUUCUCUGGUCCCAACAUGAUCAAUUGGGCAUAUAUAUCAUCAUCAUAGGGAUGCUUAUCAUGUCUUUGUAGCAUUUUUCUUUACAGCCAGGCAUUUGGCUUUAAAUCUCUAGAAACUGAAGUUGUGAUUUUGAAGUGGUUAUAACUGUACAUUUCAUUACUGUAAUUUGUAUUUUCUAGAUGAUUACGUUGAUCACCAUGUAAAUGCUCUCCUGGCAUCUACCUGAUUUUGAGCGUUUUAGUAAUCUUCAAAUGAGAUGAGAUUUGAAUAACCUGGUUAAC